Molecule: messenger RNA, 1934 nt
Organism: Clupea harengus (Atlantic herring)
Lineage: Eukaryota; Metazoa; Chordata; Actinopteri; Clupeiformes; Clupeidae
Gene: kcnj2b
Product: potassium inwardly rectifying channel subfamily J member 2b
Biological process (GO): regulation of monoatomic ion transmembrane transport; potassium ion import across plasma membrane
Cellular component (GO): plasma membrane
Molecular function (GO): inward rectifier potassium channel activity
Source: RefSeq, a predicted model, not a curated record
UCUUUCGGUCGUAGGCCGACAGCAGACAGAUACCUGACAUUUAAAUAAGAUUCUGGCAUUACGCUUUCAAUCAUGUUCUCUGUUGGAUGACCACGCAAAGGGGCGGGGACAGGCACAUGCGCUUUUAAAGUUGCACUCCAUUGGUAAAUGUAUCUUCCUUAGAGCGUGCUGAGGGGGUGAUGAUGGGCGUUCGUGUGAUGUGCACUUGCUACCUCACAAAAUACAGCAACAAGUCAGAAAACUAUAUGUGGAUACAUAUACAGAGCUGGGAUGUUUCAGAAUAAAACCACAGAGAUGUCAUUCUGUGACCUCAACAGGGCACUCCGCCGAUGAGGUCUGAGGCACUCAUGAGAGAGACCUGAUCAGCCCUCGCUGCCACUGCUGCUGCCGCCACCGCCGCACAUCCCAGGGGGCAAGCAGGAUCCCUUCAAGCAGGAUCCUGUUCCUUCCCACUUUUUCCUGUGCGUGUUGGUCCUCGGCUAUCGUCCGAAACUGUUUCUCCAACGCUUCUUCCAAAAACUCAGACUGUUUUCCAAAGCAGACGUGGCCCAGCCGCCACAGGCAGACGUGAUGGGGAGUGUGCGCGCCCACCGCUACAGCAUUGUCUCCUCGGAGGAGGGCGGCAUGAAGCUGGCCACCAUUGCCGUGCCCAACGGCUACGGCAACGGCAACGCGGGCGGCAAAGUGCACACGCAGCACCAGGCCCAAAGCCGCUUUGUCGACAAGAACGGCCACUGCAACGUGCAAUUCAUCAACAUGAGCGAGAAGGGCCAGCGCUACAUGUCCGACCUCUUCACCACCUGCGUGGACAUCCGCUGGCGCUGGAUGCUGGUCCUCUUUUGCCUGUCCUUCCUGCUCUCCUGGCUGUUCUUUGGCUUCAUCUUUUGGCUCGUGGCGCUGUCGUACGGAGACUUAGAGAGGAGCGAGCAGUUGUGCGUGUCAAACGUGGACAGCUUCACAGCAGCGUUCCUAUUCUCCGUAGAGACGCAGACCACCAUCGGCUACGGCUACCGGUACGUGACGGAGGACUGCCCCAUCGCCGUCUUCAUGGUGGUCUUCCAGAGCAUCGUGGGCUGCAUCAUCGACGCUUUCAUCAUCGGCGCCAUCAUGGCUAAGAUGGCCAAACCCAAGAAGAGGAACGAGACGCUGAUCUUCAGCCACUACGCCACCAUCGCCAUGAGGGACAACAAGCUGUGCCUGAUGUGGCGCGUGGGCAACCUGCGCAAGAGCCACCUGGUGGAGGCGCACGUCCGCGCCCAGCUCCUCAAGUCCCGCACGACGGCUGAGGGCGAGUUCAUCCCGCUGGACCAGAUGGACGUCGAUGUGGGCUUCGACAGUGGCAUCGACCGCAUCUUCCUGGUGUCGCCCAUCACCAUCGUCCAUGAGAUCGACGAGGACAGCCCCUUUUACGAAAUGAACCGGCAGGAGCUGGAGACCUCCGAGUUCGAGAUUGUGGUUAUCCUGGAGGGCAUGGUGGAGGCCACGGCCAUGACCACCCAGUGCCGCAGCUCCUACGUGGCCAGCGAGAUCCUGUGGGGCCACCGCUUCGAGCAGGUCCUCUCAGAGGAGAAGAACCACUACAAGGUGGACUACUCGCGCUUUAACAACACCUACGAGGUGCCCAGCACGCCUGCUUGCAGUGCCAAGGAUCUGGCUGAGAAGAAAUAUGUGAGGUCGAGCUCUAACUCAUUCUGUUACGAGAACGAGGUGGCCCUGAUGGAUAAGGAGGAGGAGGAAUUGGAGGAGAAAGACGACGACGACGACGAAGGAGCAAAGAAAGUCGGGGACAAGAGCAUAGAACUAGAGGGCACAAACAUGGACACCAGUUCAGAUUCACUGUCCGAUCAGGACACAGUGCCUUUAGAAGCAAGGCCACUGAGACGAGAGUCUGAGAUAUGACAGCUUGGUUGCACAGGGGGAAAAAAAAGAAAAAU